Molecule: messenger RNA, 900 nt
Organism: Hippocampus zosterae (dwarf seahorse)
Lineage: Eukaryota; Metazoa; Chordata; Actinopteri; Syngnathiformes; Syngnathidae
Product: myeloid-associated differentiation marker homolog
Exons: 1
Coding region: 18-875 (285 amino acids)
Cellular component (GO): membrane
Source: RefSeq, a predicted model, not a curated record
CCGCGCGACGUCCCAUCAUGCCCUCGAUGACCUGGUCCCGGCUGCUGAGCGUGCGCGUGGCCGCCCUGCUGUUCAGCUGCGUGGCGUUGAGCGUGGCGGCGCAGGGCGCGCGGCUGCCGCACGGCGGCAUGGCCGCCUGGUGCAUCUUCUGCUGGGCCUUCAGCUUCUCGGCCAGCGCCGUGGUGUUGCUGGUGGAGCUGCUGGGCCUGCAGGCGCGCGUCUUUGUGUCCUGGUCCAACUUCCCCGUGACGGCGGCGUGCUACGCCGCGCUCCUCUGCCUCUCCGCCUCCGUCAUCUUCCCGCUCUACUUCCUGAGGGAGCGCGGCGGCGGCGGCGGCUACGACGGGGAGGCACGCGACCACCGCGUGGCCUCCACCGUCUUCUCCUGCCUGGCGACGCUGGCCUACGCGGCGGAGGUGAGCCUGACGCGAGCGCGGCCCGGCGAGGUGACGGGCUACAUGGCCACGGCGCCGGGCUUGCUGAAGGUGUGCCAGACUUUUGUGGCCUGCGUCAUCUUCAUCCUGAUCAGCGAGCCGGCGGCCUACGAGCGCCACGCGGCGCUGCGCUGGUGCAUGGCCGUCUACUGCGUCUGCUUCAUCCUCUCCAUGGGCGUGGUGGUGAUGUGCGUGGGCGAGUGCAGCGGCUGGCUGCCCGUGCCCCUCCCCCGCCUGCUGACGGCCUGCGGCCUCCUGGCGGCCCUCAUGUACCUGACGGCGAGCGUGCUCUGGCCCGUCUUCCAGUUCUCCGAGCGCUACGGGACCAGAGGGGGCGCCGAGUCGCGCACGAUCGCCGCCGCGGUCCUCACCGGCCUCAACUUCCUGCUGUACCUCGCCGACGUGGCGCACACGGCCAGGCUCGUCUUUGUCAGCGGCUGACGCCGCAUUUGGACCACUUUUUUUA